AUGCUGCCGACUCUGAGCGAAUUUGUGGCCGGUUUACAAAACGACCCGCACCAUUUGAAGGGAUUUCUUCGACUUACCAAAAUACUGCUACAACUAGUCCUUGAAUAUCCCGGUUUGCCGUCCGGAAUUGCUGGUCGUACGCCACUUGAGCAAGCCUAUAAAGAUGUCGGCUUACAUCGUGAAAAUUAUUCGGAGCUGCUGAGGAUGUUUCUUACGUCGCGAGAUGAUGAAGGCAAAAAGGUAAAUGCUAAAUGUCAUAAUUCUGGAAGAACUUGUAUUUUAAGGAUAAUUUGUCGGCAGUUACUAAAACUCGGCUCGACCGUUACCGUAAUCUCCCCGCUAACGAUAUUUUGCGACGGCGCAAGCAACCCUAAGGCACCCCCUUACCUCCAACCCCCGGUGCCCAGAACCCGCGCACAGUGUCCUCUUAUAGCCAAUCCAUCUGUAACAUCCAGCGUUCCGUGCCGCAGCCCGGUAAAGACACCCGAAAAAAUCUUUCGCAGAUUGCAUAUGGCGCCGGUCGAGCGGGAUUGA
Gongylonema pulchrum is the source of this 534-nucleotide messenger RNA. The record is from the annotation of a GenBank genome assembly. Lineage: Eukaryota; Metazoa; Nematoda; Chromadorea; Rhabditida; Gongylonematidae.